AUGGUAUCGCUAAAGUUGGUGUCUCUAAAGUUGGUGUCUCCAAAGUUCGUGUCUCCAAAGUUCGUGUCUCCAAAGUUUGUGUCUCCAACCCCAGUUGUCCAUUACAAGAUGCACAAACUUUUCAACGAGCACUGUCGAACUACGACCUCCUGUACUCGCCGCCAAUUUGAACAAGCCUCCAUGAACCCUCUAGUUCCAGCAGCCCGAAAGUUGCACUGCAUCGACAUCACAGAUACGGGUCGACAAGUCCUGGCAAUGUACCGCACAAUGGAAGAAAUUCAGGCCAACACCGAGGUCUGGUCGCAGUACAAGGACAGACUCGUCUACCAGAGCUGUGGUCCACAACCCAGCAGUCAUCUAGAGCCUUGUCAACCUGGAGCAAACUUUAACUUUGAUGGAUUUGCUGUUAGAUAUUUCAAAUCAGGAAUUCGAAAUAGACAGCUGAAUGUCUGCUGA
Molecule: messenger RNA, 456 nt
Organism: Candidula unifasciata
Lineage: Eukaryota; Metazoa; Mollusca; Gastropoda; Stylommatophora; Geomitridae
Source: the annotation of a GenBank genome assembly